AUGGAGUCGUCUCCCCCGAGGAGCUGUUCGGUUGCUCCUGUGGCAGGUGUGAAGCGUCCAGCGUCCUUGUUGCCCGCGUUUGAGCCAUUGAGCUCGUCUCCGUCUCUUCCUCGACCACAGAAACGUGUAGCACGCGACGAUGACCGUGCCAUUUCAACUUAUCCCACCCCCGUCCCGACGUCGUCGACCCAUAUCAUGUCGUCCUCGCCUCCAAGGAUGCCAACAUCAUCUCGCCGUAACCUGACCUCAACACUCUCAGAACGAGCCCCUCUCUCUACAGUUCCUACGUUGAUGCUCCCCGAAACCGGCGAGCCAAUUAUGAUGGGACGGUCCAGCCUUUCAUGUCAGUACCAGCUUGCUGCCAACCGCAUGAUCUCGAGGGUGCACGUCAAGGCCACCUACAAACCGGCUCCUAACCCGUUCGACCGAGAUAGGGUGGAGAUAAUGUGCCUAGGGUGGAAUGGACUUAAACUUCACUGCCAAGGAAAGACGUAUACGCUGGCCAAGGGAAAGACGUUCACGUCGGACAUCAAGGACGCUGAUAUCAUGAUCGAUGUUUCCGAGAGCCGCGUUUUGGUCCAAUGGCCGCGUGGUGAUAGGAAGGAAGACGUGUCGACCGACUCGGAGCAAACCUGGGAGGAGACAACGCCAACGCGCAAGAAGCAAACUCACCGCAGCCUGCAGGAUAGUCCAGGUGCUGAACGCCAGCGCCUCGCGUCCCCGGUCUCCCCAUCUCCCGCUGUCAAGUCCAUGAUCCCUCCGUCGUCUCCACUAUUCACUCCGACUCGCUCUCGUAACGCGGUUGUCGUGUAUGAAGAUGAAGCUUCACCUGUUCGCCUCCUUCACUCGGAUGACGCGUUGAAGCCGUCUUCCAGUGUUGCAUCUCUUUUGCAGAGCUCGCAAUCUAGUGAUCUAAGUGACCUGAGUAAGCCUGACGAUUUGUCAGACCAUGACGAAGAAAACGACCCAAUCAUUCAUUCUUUCGGGCCUUUUGGCGAUAACCUGCUUCCUCGCAUGGCCUCGUUUUCUGCUGAUGAAUCCCCACUUCGGCCCACUCGGCCCCGUGCACAUCUCCAGCCUACAUCUCCAAAACAGCCUUCAAAGCCAGUGGAACAUUCUCAGGAGGAGGAGGAGAAGAAGAAGAAGAAGAAGACAGCUGUUAUCAAUGAAGACGCGGAGCACGUCCAAAAUCACGCCGUCAACCAACUGGCUUUCUCACGUCUGUCAUCCACGCCUUUUUCUACCAUCCUUGACAACCUUCCCUCUUCCAUCUGGAAGGCAGACAACCACUCGCGCCACGGGCCUUCAAGAGAAGAGAUUCGGGUAAUCUUGGAUUCCACAAAGUGUAUCGGCAAAGUUGCGCGUGAAGGCAAGGAUGCUGCCGGAAAGCCACUUGAAGCCGAAUACUAUUACAUUCCUGACUUCGAUGACGAUGUUAUGCGUCGUGAAGCCGUCGUCACAGACCUGCGAAAACCCGGCCUUAGAAACUGUCGAAAGCAACAUAAGCAAUAUUUUUGGCGGAAACCGAAAUGAAUAUGAAACAGUUCAACUAAUACCCCGACAUAUGAUUCUGUUCUCAGUACAUACUUAACUUGGUUCUUUUUUUUUUUUCUCGAUCUCUUCUGUGUUCCUCUCCCGAGGACUGCAUAGCGUGGCGUGGCAUACCCAGUCUGACUUUUAUUACGUUUUUGAA
Aspergillus nidulans FGSC A4 is the source of this 1693-nucleotide messenger RNA. RefSeq names its product putative transcription factor Tos4 (gene fhdA). Lineage: Eukaryota; Fungi; Ascomycota; Eurotiomycetes; Eurotiales; Aspergillaceae. The transcript is spliced from 2 exons. Bases 1 to 1533 code for a protein of 510 amino acids. The record is from RefSeq and is a predicted model, not a curated record.